This is a messenger RNA of Penicillium atrosanguineum, 2214 nucleotides long. RefSeq names its product CHAT domain-containing protein. The transcript has 2 exons. The coding region runs from base 1 to 2214 and encodes 737 amino acids. NCBI's taxonomy places the organism in Eukaryota, Fungi, Ascomycota, Eurotiomycetes, Eurotiales, Aspergillaceae. The record is from RefSeq and is a predicted model, not a curated record.
AUGAAGCCACUGAGUUUAAGACCGCGAGCAAGCAAAGACUGGGAGUCAUGGUUUGAGUAUGUGGAAACGUGGCUGGCAGAGAAGGGGCGCCGGCCCACGCGAUUCCAGCGACUACUGGUAGUGAAACAACUUCAGUUCUGCCGUGAACAAAGCGUUUCUCAAUACAUCUUGAAAUUCCCAAACGACCAAGGUUGGGCAAUUCCGAUUGCAGCAAGAGAAGGACAACGUCAAUUUGAUCUGUACAACCGCCUGCAUUCUAUUGACUCGAAACUGAUAUCUAUUGAGAGCCUCGACACUGCCAGGUUUGCACAGGCAAACUCACUUAUCAACUUGGCCGCAGAAGGGAGCACUUUGGUCUCUGAUCAGGAUCUGAAGAACGCGACCGCUUCGCUGGAGGAACUUCUAGGGCACCUCUUGGCUCGUGGUAGGCUAGACAUAGCAUAUCAUACACAGAAUGCCCUGGGACAUGCGGCGUGGAAAAGGUUCAAAGUCUUUGGCUCACUUGAGCCAUGGGAUGCUACCCAAUGCUGGACCGCAGCACAUGAGUUGAGUAUUGAACUUCGUCUGGAAUAUGCAGCUCUAAGUGCAUCCGAGUCAUUUCCAGCCAAGGAAGCCCUUUCAAAGUUGCUCGUGCAGUCUCAAUUAUACCAACUUGCAUUGAUGGCGUGGGUUGAAUCAAUCAAGGUUUACUACACCUCGGAUAAAAAGGCCCUAUAUGACGAGCAAAAGAGAUUAUGGCAAAUCAACAGCGAUCUGUACCUCUGGAUCCAAAGAUGCAAAGCCCGAACGCUGCUUGAAUCUCUCGGUCUGACGCAAGAGCCACCUUCGACUGUUCUUCAAACCAUUCGUCAGAAUAUGGACAUGAAUGCUGACUGGGAGAGACUGAACUCUCUCAUGGCAAGCGUUGCUACAAGCAGCCCAUUACAAAGGAUCACUCUGCGGGAGCAGAUCAAGGCGACAACCAAUACUCUUCGCAAUAGAGACGCAUCCGUCAAGUCCUUCCUGGACCUGCGAGAGGGUCGCCCAAUGAGCGUCAAUGAGCUCCUCCAACUUCGACAGGAGCUGGGUCCUUCCGUGGUCAUAGUCGAAUGGGUCGAACUAACACCAAAUUCAUAUGAUCUAUACGAUAUUCUGAUGGUGGUGUAUCAGCCAGGAUCGCUUGUCACACCUGGUGCCAUUGGUCACUUCAAGCAAGCAGACGUGGAAAAAUGGAUCAAUGAGUGUCUAAGUGUCGACGAUUUCGCAGAUCCGACGCGUAAAGAGUAUCCGCUCGCUCAUACAGACGCAAGGAAGGACCUGAAUGUGUUACGGCCCCUGGUCGAACAGUUAAAGCAGUUGACCAAGCCUGGGGACACACUCGUUUUCUGUCCUACGGGCCAGCUUCACCGUCUCCCUCUUCACGCCAUUACAUUUGAUGGGAUGCCUCUGAUACAGCGCAAUCCAAUCGUCUAUAUUCAAAGUCUGUCGUUACUGCGUCUCUGUCGUGAGGCUAUGAAAGCUCCCAUUACAGUGUCAAAAGAUACUGCCUCUCCCUUCCGUGCGGCUGUGUUCAAUACCUUGCGAGCCGACCUGCCUGAAUCCCAGCAAACCAUUUCAGAACGUCUGUCUACACUGACCGAGAAAAUUCCAAAUUGCACACAUGUUGACUCCUCGAACUUUACAAAUGACCGCAAAGGCCUGUUCCAAUCCCAAUGUGCAGUCUCGAACGUCGUGCACAUUCACGGUCAUUCUGACUUUACUGACGCUCCUGGUUUCACCGACGGAUCCCAGCAGUGUCUCAAUCUUAGUGAACAUCAAGCAGACGACCUCAGCCUAGAUGACGUUUUCUCCGGUAUCCGUUUCAAGCAGCCAAGUAUUGUUCUAUCUAUGGGCUGCCGAACUGGUCGCUCGCGUAUCUCUGCGGUGAAUGAUUUAUUAGGUCUUACAGCAGCGUUUCACUUUGCCGGUGCUGGCGCGGUCAUUGGAGCACUGUGGAAGGUUUCACAGGAGGAUGUUCUACGAUUCGCGGAAGCAUUUUAUGGUGAACUUGUGCAUGGACUUGACCGCGCUGCCGAGGAGACAGAUUCCGAGAGCCAGACUAAGAUCAUUGAUCUAGCAAAAGCUUAUCAACAUGCUGUCUUGACUGUUCGGAAGGAUGUGAAUAGGAAAGUAAAAAAGCCUUAUCAUUGGGCUGGGCUUGUUUUCCAUGGAUCUUGGCUUCUUGGAUGCAAAUAA